Seriola aureovittata is the source of this 1676-nucleotide messenger RNA. RefSeq lists its product as uncharacterized. The transcript has 5 exons. The coding region runs from base 414 to 1070 and encodes 218 amino acids. The record is from RefSeq and is a predicted model, not a curated record. Lineage: Eukaryota; Metazoa; Chordata; Actinopteri; Carangiformes; Carangidae.
UCUGACUUGUUGUGUGCACUGAUGUAUGACUUUACACUCCACACAGCAGCUUUCUUUUGUUGGGUGAGGUGGGAGGGGGUAACCUGAUUCCCAAGGCAACUGUUGCCACCGCAAAACACUCAAUGAAUGCACAGGCAUGUCACGGUUUAAUCUCUAACUAGUGCCAGUACAGUAAUUUGUUAUAUUUAGAUUUGGAGUUAUGAUUUCAUGCUAAUAGAAUUGCAACUUUUAAGAAGAAAAUAAAAUCGUGCAGGAUUUUACACCUAAUUCCACGCAAAGACUUGAUCUCUCUGGCGGGAAAACAGAAGAAACAGCCUGAACUACAAAAUGAAACUACGUGAGAGAAAACAAGCUUUCUUUUUCCAUUUGUUGACUAUUAUAAUAUUACUGUUAAACAUGUUAAACAUGCUGUGAUGAACUUUAUUUCAAUCUUCAUUAUCACAGCAGCCAUCUCUAUAGCUUCCACACCGCUGUGUAUUCCUCAUGACACACCUCCUGUGCGGCAGAGUCGCAGUCUGGUGGUCACUCCCAUGACAUUUCCCAUCAUCUCAGAUUCUGCCCGGCUGAGGACAAGCAGUCAGAUUAUUCCAAGACUGAACCCUUUACAUCCACCACUGGUCCAUAAACGCACCGUCAGCCUGGAGACACCAGUUGUUCACCACCAUAACCACCAGAGGACACUGAUCUUGCAGAGAAGGGAGCACUACAGGUAUCAUCAAGUGUGGCGAAAACCCUUUUAUGGAAGCAGCAGUGAAAGAGAAGAAUACAGGAAGGAGCUGAGAGAUCAGUUAAAGAGGCAGAUAGAGGAGAAAUGUGUAUCACUGAAGUUGCAGCUGGCCAGUAAAGUGAAGGAAGCAGAGUUUGUACGUGAAGUGGACCGCCUCGCCCUGUCCAAUGAAAGAGAACAAAGGAUCCAGCACAAAAAAGCAAUGACAGCGUACAGAGAUGAGAACAAGAAGCUGAUGGAGCAGAGCUGGCGGGACAGAGCACUAACACGGUCCCAGGAGGUCCUGAAGGAGAGAGAGCUGCUGCGCCUCAACCCCAUUAACUGGAGUGGAACACUGAAAUAGGUUCAACCUCAACAUCCAGAGUCAAAAGUUUCAGGUCGUGCUAAUGCACUUGGGCAUGCAUGCCAGACGAGAAUGAAACACAACAUACAGUAUAUAGUGCAUGUAAUUAAUGUGGUAAUAGCCAUCGAAGGAACUAAACAGGGAUAAUUCUACGGUUUUAUAAUCUGAACAUAUAAGAAUGCCAAUGUAUUUCCAAUCCUACAGUAAAUUUUAAGACUUAAAGGAGUAUAAUUUAGCGCUGAACUUCUGUGACAUUGUCAGAUUUUAAAUCAAUGAAGCAGAACCAGAGAUAUCGUUUUUAAUUCUAUGCAUUUCAUUCUAUUCUUCCAAGUCAAAACCUGGGGCCUAUAUAACCCACAGUGCAACCCGACCGCCAACAGUUCUGUUGGGAGAUUAAGGUGUGUUAUUUUAGUAGCAGCUAAAAGAUCAGAGAUUAGGAAGAGAUGAGGAACGGGCUACAGAGGUCUGGUACACUCAUUUCUUUCUAACUCUACAUCCUCAGAUUUUUUUCUCUGAAGCUACAAAGAACUACAUUCUACUUUUUUAAUAUAUGUGCUGUUGUACUCCCCAAGACAUACAAACAAGCUUUGAUGUGUAAAAUCCCCU